AUAUUAAUCACUCAUACCUGUCCUCUAAGGUACUAUAUAAGGAUUCAUUAUAACAUCAACAAAAAUAAUAAAUGUAAACUUACAAAAUUUGAAUUAUCAGAGUGGCCCCCGGAUCAAGCAUAUGUGUUUAAACAGCGAGCAGGAGGGCACUUUGAACAUGCAGUAGUUUGCAGACUAAAUGUUAUUGUAUGCACACAUGUGUAAUAUAAACACCUGUCUGAGAUCAACGUGGGCUCUGUAUCCAUCUACUUAUGUGGCAAUAAAUGCAUAUUUGCUAUUUAUAUUUGUGAUAAUAGUUUAUUGAAAUAAGCUGAUUAAGUGAAAUCCGGACAACCAAAAUGUGUGAAGAAAUAUCUUUCCUCAAACCAUGUGUACAGAACAAGCCCAUGACGUCACACACACUCCCAUCCUCCAUGACGUAUAACACACAAUGAAGACAGAAAGUCACAUCGAACACGACCAGCUCCCCCACACGAGGCUCCAUGCGGUCACACGUCAGAGCAGCUCCUGGUCAUCGUGAGCCAGAGCUGACGGACCUCACCCCCACCCCCCGUCACCGCUGCCAGGGUUAACACAAGUGUCUAAAGAAAAGGGCUUAAAGACAUUAACUAGGUGAAAGCCAUCUGUCAGCCACAGCGGGGCCGCUGCUGCUGCUGCCGGGCACGGUGACAUGUGGGCGGCCGUGGCCCUUUAAGAAACUCCAUGUUUUCGCUACAUGAUGCGUCAACAUUUAAAAAAAAGGAAGAGAAAAAAGCGGAUGAUGCUGUUAUGUAAAAACACGCUGAAGUGAGCCGUAGUUUGCGGGGAGCUUGCUGGAAAAGCCCAGCACGCCUCACAUCGUCUCCUAAACCCGAAACCGGGAUUGUGCUUUUUUUCAAAGUGUCGAGGUGUUUCUACGCGGAGCGCGCGGAGUGAAGGAGAGAAGAAGAAAAAAAAGAGGCUUCAGCCGACCAAGUGAACAUGAGUCGCCCUCCACUCUGUUUUGCUCCUUCACUUGCGGGAAGCGUACACCUGACGCAGCCGUCUCUCGCCCCGUGGAAGUGAUCCUUCUUCUGGGCACCGGGGUGAGACUCGACAGCCUUCAACUCUUAUCGCCUCUAUCGUGCUCGGCUGAAAGUGCGCGGCAGGACGGGCUCGAGCUUUGGAGAAAAAUGUGUCCGCGACGGACGGAUUAACAGAUCCUUCCACUCCGGCGCGGGGGGCUCUGCGGACCCGAGAGGAAACUUUUUGACAUUUAAAAAAAAAAGGGGGACCCCCGUCGCUGCUUCCUCCUUCACUCCGCGUCGGUCCCUGCAUCGCCUGGAAGAGAGUGCAUGGACCCUGGCGAUGACCCGCGAUGACGCCCGCUGAAGGGUCUCUCUGAGCUCCGACCCGCCGUCGUAGCGCCGCCGUGGAUGAGGAGGAGGCGGCGGUGGCUCUGCCCCCGGACGCCGUGACAAUGGUGAAAGCUCAGCGGAGCCAGCCUGCGAAAAGUGGGAAGCCCCGGAAGGAGAAGGGAAGCAAGGAGAAAGGAGGUGGUGUGAAAAAAGGGAAGGAGAGAAAAAAUGAGUCGAGAGGAAGGAAAUUGAAGGAUAAAAAAGAGUCGCAUCGACCUCGAAAGAAGACCCUGGCAGAGGGUGAUGGAGAAGCGCUGGACUGUCGCGUCCUGCUCACCCGUCUGGAGGAGAAACGAGUUGAGGGCAAAGAAAAGGAUGCGCCGAAAUCUGGCAAAAAAAAGAAGGUUAAAGUCAAGAAGAAGCCGCCGUCCAGCUCCAGUCCAAGAAGGACCAAAUCUGGAUUGAAGAAAACGCCCACAGCCAAUCGGCAAUCACCGGAACCAAAAAUCAACCAAUCUGACGCCUUACUCGUGUUCCCCGCACCCGUCUUUGAGCCCCGCCGGCGGAGGAUGGCCUCGCUCAACGCCGAGGCGGUCAACAGCUUGCUGCUCUACAGAAACGAUUCUCUGGCGUCGAAUCACACAAAGAAACGGCGGCAGCCUUCCAGUGAAGAUAAAGCUCGAGACAGUGUCGCUAAAACCGAACACAGAGGUCAGAAAACCAAAAAGGUUUCUCCGCGAGGGAAAGCGGACCCAAAGGAAAGACCUAAGAAACAGAGGCGGUCGGCGGCGGCGGCUCCGGACAUCGACUGGUCGGCGUUGUUCGCUCCGACGCCUCGGCGCCAAGCGGGCCUCACCGCGGCCACGCUGCUCAGACUCACGAGCUCCCAGUACGGAGCCAGGCGGCAGAAGAAGGCGGAGCCCAAGCCGGCGAGCGGGAGUGAAGCGGCGGCCGCGACUCGGGGCGAGAUGAGCGGCAAACCGGGACAGGGAGCCGCGCCGCCGACCAAAAGAACAACGCGGCCCGGACACGCGGACCAACUCAAGCACACGAAGCCGGGCGCAGAGGGUCCGGCUCACUCCCGGCUGGACUCGGCCAUCCAGGGCUGCUGUCGGUUGUGUAAAAGCGAGACGUUGGAUCCGGAGUGGAAGGACGGCGCGAGACGACGGGAGUGUCUGAAACACGAGCUCCAUCGGGGCUUCUGCUUGAAGGCGAUCAAAAAGGAGCGGGUGGAGGCGGACGCGUCCUCCUGCUACUGCUGCUCCCAGGAGAGGUGCGUCGAGUACUGCCACCGGCUGGCCCUGUUCCUGGGGGACGAGGCCUUCAAGGGGCCCGAGGACGGCACCAUGUUCCACCACCACCACCACCACCACCACCACCAUCACCACCACCACCUUCAGCCGCCUCACGCCGUCACCCACCCGGCGGCCAUCAGCAUCGGCCCGCACGGCUACACCCGUUUCCCCGGCUACUACGUCCACUUCAGCCACCCGGACGCCCCGCCCUCUCCCGGCCCACCCCUCGCUCUGUGCCCAAAGAGCGGCAAGAGGCCCACGCUGCUCCCCGGCGCCGGUCCGCCGCCCUCGGGGAUUACCCACCCGGUGUACUGCUGCACCUCGUUGGAGGCGUGCUACGGAGAGCCCUGCGGGGUCAACGGCUACUCGUCCUACGCCGGUGUGAUUCCAGCCAUCGCCAGAGGAGGGCGCUCCUUCAGCCCCGCGGACUGCAGCACAUGUAACCACGGCAUCAACAGAGACGAUUACCCAUCAACCCUCAACGACCAUCGCAGUGCGUCCUCCAUCCCCAUCUCGCCCGGCCCCAGGACCCUCACUGGCUGCCCCGUUCCCACUGUGCCUCCAGCCGGCCAAUCGGCGCCCCACGUUCAAACCCCCCUGUCCGAACCCAGCCAACCGCAGCCUCCGCCGCAGGUGGCGAAGGACUGUCCCCAGAUCGCCAAGUCGCCCAGAGGGUCGAGGUCUGGCGCGCGUGGCACCGGCGGCAUCGGCGCGGCUGUCUCCCCUCUGAGCAGAAACAAGAAGCAGAAGCUCGCCGCGGCCGCCGUCAGAGGGCGGACGGUUGCCAAGCAGCCGAAGAACGGACGCCAAAAAUCCACCAAUGGCUGGCAGCCAGUUGGCCUGCCCUUUCAGAAGGAGGUCUUCUCUGUGGGAGAGGAGGCCCUGGUGCUGAGGAAGUGUUUCGAGGGAGUCCAGAGGGACGGGGACCUGAUCCGGGUCAGAGACACUGUUCUGCUGAAGUCCGGACCGAGGAAGAAGUCUCUGCCUUACGUGGCCAAGAUCUCGGCUCUGUGGGAGGAGCCCGAGUCAGGAGAGCUGAUGAUGAGUUUGUUUUGGUACUACCGUCCAGAACACACGCAGGGGGGCCGCAAUCCCAGUAUACAUUGUGAGAAUGAGAUCUUUGCGUCUCGCCACCAGGAUGUGAACAGUGUGGCCUGUAUUGAAGACAAAUGCUACGUCCUCACGCUGGCUCAGUAUUGUCGAUUUUGUGCCUUGGUAAAACGCCAUAGCGAGGGCGUGCGCGACUGCGCCGCCGCCUUCGUGGUGCCGCCCAGCGUCGUCAACGCCAUGCCCACCCACCACUGUGUGCCCGAUGACGUCGACCCAGAGCUGGUGUGUUUCUGUCGACACGUCUAUGACUUUCGCUUCGGGCGCCUCCUCAAGAACCUGCAGUAGCAUCUGACGCCGCACGACGACCCAUAACGCUCUUGGAAGUUGAGAUAACGGUCGACUUCGAUGGGCCACACGCACACCGACCUGCUGCGCGUGGGACGCGAGCCGGAAGCGUCGGAUGAAGGAUUGACGGACGAGCGUCGCUUGUUUAUGAAAUCUCUCGCUCGUACGUACACGCCGCACCUUUAUUUGGUGAGAGUAACACCCUGACGUACAGCAUCGAGGUUACGACGGCGGUGUCCCGGUGUUCAUCGUACAUGGCUCUGUGGUGUCGUAGCAGCCGUUUGGAGAACUCUGACCGUUCUCCGCUGUCGAAAUUGCUCCCGUAGCUCUUAGAAACGUGACAUUUGAUCGGUGUGAAGAGAGGUUGAUGUUACAUGUGAAUCACGUUCCCGUCGGACAUCAGACGCUCCUCGUGUGUCUCAAUGAUGCGCCGUCGGUGAAGAAAACCGAAGGUGUUUUUUCGGCGUGUUCGGCAAGGACCGGCGUUGCUCCUUGAGAAGAGACAAAGAGAUUGAAUCACAUUUGAUAUGAGAUAUAUAUUCUGCGUACAAAUGAAGCUCUUGUGAACAUCUGUGUUCAGGGUGUUUUAGGGAAUAGUUUUUUUGUAUAUUUCUUUGCUAUCUUGACAAAGGGUAGUGGAAGGGAAUAAUGCCACUCAUGUCUGUACGGUUUAAUAGAAAGUAGUGCCAGCAGUGCAUCAUUUAGCGAAGCUUAUAGAGGCUCGAAGCGGGGCGGCCUGGCUCGCUGUUUUCAGUCUUCUUACUCAGCUGAUCUCACUCACUGGCUGCGGGCCACAGCUCCAUAUUUACCAGACAGACGUGGGAGUCCCAUCGAGAUUAUCGUCAAACUCUUGGCGAGAAAAGCAAAUGCCCCAAUUUUCCAACAAACGGUCCGAUGAUUUAACGUUUCCCUUUUCACGUGACUGUGAUUGACCUGUGGGUCUGCGUCGUGAACUCUGACCACAGCUGUGAGGAGAGUCCAGGAGGUUUGUAUUGCGACCGUUCGCCUUCGUUAAGACGAGCAAGUACAGGCACGGCGGACGACGAAAACGUGGAUGAUCUCUCGCUCCGCCCCUCUGGUUUCUCUGAGAGAGGUUUGAGUUUCAUGCCACUAAUUCACCUGAAUGGUGAUUUCCUAACGUAGUACAGACUCCACGAAGAAAGCACACUUCACUUAGUUUGAUUUUGGAGUGUGAAGACGUCCAACGAGCCGAGCAUUGACGAGGGUUUUUUCUGUCAUGCCGACGCUGAGGAAUAUUUUACUUUCUCAAAGCUGAUUGUCGGAGAUGUCAUGUCAGCUAACUGUAUAUUUGCAUUUAUAUAUCUGGAUGAGUGUCUGUUCUGUUCGUGGCAGAUGGCAGUUAGUCACCUACAUCCUCAUUUCUUCACCGAUGAGAUGGUGAGCAAUGUAUUCAGUGUAGCAUUUAGAGCUGCUGGUGACGAUGAUGAUGACGAGAUGAUGAUGAUCCAUUCCUAUGUUUGAGAGAAGAUAUGUAUUUAUUUCUGUACUGAGAAAAUAUAAUUUAUUUUCAAAAGAUAAUUUUAAAGAAUAGAGUUCUAGGUGAGUGGCUUGUGUUCCUGACUAUAAAGGAGGUCUCCCCUUCGCUGCACUGUCUAAGAUAAAAACGUGCGAGUCCUUCGCAAUAGUAUUUCUGUGACUGAUUGAGCUUGCUUGACCAAUACAAGCCUAUUCGAUGUUGUGUUGAAGAUGUUGAAAGUCCUCCAGGCAGAUGUGAGGACACAUUUGGAAGGAUCUCAGAGAGAGUUUGAAGGACACCUGCUAACAUGUGACCAGAGAUGCUUAACCUGCAGGAGCCACGCGUCCCUUGGCCUCUCCCGGCUUCCUGCCAUCCUCCCGUCACUCCUCCUAAGAUGACAACGCUUUGCCUCUUCACCUUUUAAAUGCCGAGUGCUACAAUGAUUUAAACCUACCUUGCCAUUAUCCUGUGCCCUUGAUCUUGCUGCCUUAUAGAACAUUCCCAGCCUUUUCAUUUCGAGAUGUGUGCUGAUAUCUGCCUCGGGCGGUGAGGCUUCUUUCGCAGUGCGCCGAUCUUGAUUCCGAGAUGCUGGAGAAGCAUCUCCGGUCCAUCGCAUUCGUGGGGUCUUUUGUGAGAUCUGAAAGGUAGAAAUUAUCCUGGAUAAACACGUUGAUUUUUAGCAAAAGUCUGACCAAAUUUGUAUUUCAAAGUGAUCAGUUACAAAUCUGUUCAACAUUUGGGGAAAUGCACUAAGUUCCUCCCUCGUGUCGAGUUAACUGACGAGAUGGAUACCAGUCGAAGCUCCAGAACCUGAUCCGCCUCGCUGAGCGUAAAGACUGCAGCUCUGUCAGAAAAGGCAAAAAUAAUCCAUCUCCCUGCCCCUCUAAAGCCUAUUGGCUCAUUAAUUACGGUGUCUGUAAUAAUCCCAUCUUUAUGCUCAGCUGGGCUCACUGGCCGCUGGAUGUCGCUUCAUAUUUAGCGUACAGACUACUCUCAACAACAGAGUGUAUUCCCCUAAAUAUUGGGUUUGUAGUCGUGUGCUUCUUGAAGAACAGCGGCCUGCAGUCGGCGUCAAUUCCGUCGGUUGGGAUGAAUUUCAGUCGUUCCAAAGUUUUUCACGGUGGAUAGACAAAAUCUCCAAAUGUCUACAGAGGCUUUUCUAAUCCACCUCGUCAUCAUAAUCCAGCUCUCAGCUGUCUGUCUGAAUUGGCAUUAUGUUCCAAACAAAAGACACGCGUUCCUGGCAGCUUCAAGCUGUGAGGAAAUGGAUUAUGUGCAUGAGCGUUUGAGAGGUUUUAAGUCGUUCUUCUGCUUUGAAACUAUUUCAAUCCUUCGCAUCCGACAUGUUUGAGGGUCCCAAGCGCUGUUCGACAUGAACUGCAAACGAUUUACAGCCACCUUAAACCCACAGGGGGUAGUUGAUUUUAAAAAGAUAGAUUUUGGGUGGAGUACCACCCGAACACGCCCACAUCCUGCCUACUUCUGCUUUACGUCUGGUACAGAGAGUCGAUUACUUCCUGACUCCAUGAGGCUGAACUGGAAAGAAAAGACUUGCCGUUUUUACCAAAUCAAAGGUUUGCAAACGUUCUCCACCGAUCGGAACAUUUAAUUGGACAUUGAUGGAUGGUGGAUGUACAAUCCAACAAAGCAGAAUUGGGUUUAUUUGGUUUUAUUUGGAUCUUUAAUUUAAAAUCCCCCUGGAGGUUCUGGAGUAGAGAUAGAAACCACACGCAGUACAUGUUAUGGCCUUAGGAAUCACUCUGCAAACUAAUUAUGUCUAAUCAAGAUGUGUGAUACUUAUGUCUUAAUUGGUCCUCUGUGCCUGUUCCCACUAACCCAUAUUUACUCUGAACGUGUUCCACGUAGAGAAGGACGAGCUGUUGUUCUCACCCACCUUCCAAAUGCCUUUCAUUGUUGCCGGACGAUGCUGGUCUGAUCUCGAAUCACCACAAAGAGGUGCACCAAAAAGAGUAAGAGGGGAAGGUAUCGAAUCGUGAAUUUUAAUUUCAUUCCCAGGUGUACAAAAAAAGUCUAUACUUCUUCUGAUGUGAAUUUUAUGUUUAUAUUCUUUGCAUGGCAUUUUUGGAAAUACCUUGGAAAUAUUAACCACAGCACAGAUUAUUUGUAUGGUUUCAAAUGGACCUCUGUAAUAUAAGAAAAAAUAUUUACUUGUAAUAAAUAAUAUAUGAGUUUGAA
This is a messenger RNA of Pseudoliparis swirei, 7679 nucleotides long. RefSeq names its product bromo adjacent homology domain containing 1 (gene bahd1). The record is from RefSeq and is a predicted model, not a curated record. The coding region runs from base 1439 to 4006 and encodes 855 amino acids. Lineage: Eukaryota; Metazoa; Chordata; Actinopteri; Perciformes; Liparidae. Gene Ontology annotation, molecular function: chromatin binding. The transcript has 7 exons.